AUGUCUCUGGCAGAAACCGCGGCCUCGGUGAGUGGUGCCUUCGAUAGCAUACCCAUCAUCGAUAUAGGACAUGUGUCGACACCCGAGGAACGCGCUGCGUUGGCCCUGCAAAUUAGAGAUGCCUGCAUGAAUGUUGGAUUCUUUUACACAACCAUGGUAUACCCCAGGAGACCAUUGGCAAUGUCUUCUUGGCCAGUGAAAGCCUACUUUUCUCUGCCACUCGAGACAAAGAUGAAGCUCUAUCACAAAGAGGUUGGAAAUUUCAAAGGAUACGAACCCCUGUUGGGCUCCAACGCCGACCCAGCCAACAGAGGCGACCUACACGAAGGCUUCGAAAUGGGUUGGGAAGAAUUGGUGCCCAAGGAAAACGACAAAAAGCGAGCGAAUGAUGGUGCUAUGGCUGGUGCAAAUGUAUGGCCCUCGGAACCCGGCGGGUUCCGUGAAGCUUGCCUCAAUUACUAUCACGCAGCUGUAGGUGUCGGAAAGGUCCUGUUCCACCUGUUUGCCCUUGCAUUGGAUCUCCCUGAAACAUACUUCGAUGACAAGACCAGGAAUUCUGCUGCAGCCAUGCGCGUUCUCCAUUAUCCACCUCAAACUGGUCCUGAAGACGAUGGUAUCGUCGGAGUCGGUGCCCACUCAGAUUUCGAGUGUUUCACCAUCUUAUGGCAAGAACCCGAUAUUCAGGCUCUUCAACUACUGAACUCCGAGAAGCAAUGGGUAAAGGCACCGCCGAUCCCCGGAACGCUUGUUAUCAAUAUCGGUGACCAGCUUGCACGAUGGACGAACGACGUAUUUAGGUCGACCGUGCAUAGAGCGAUCAACAGGAGCGGCGUUCGCAGAUAUUCCAUUCCUUUGUUCUUCGGCACGGAUUACCACGUCCAGGUCGAGCCCAUGCCGAGUUGCGUAUCCCCCGAGAGACCGCCCAAGUACGAACCCGUCGCUGCAGGGGACUACGUCCACCAGCGUCUGCAGGAGGUGUAUUACCGAAACAUCUCUACCUCCUAA
Pisolithus orientalis is the source of this 1005-nucleotide messenger RNA. RefSeq lists its product as uncharacterized. NCBI's taxonomy places the organism in Eukaryota, Fungi, Basidiomycota, Agaricomycetes, Boletales, Pisolithaceae. The record is from RefSeq and is a predicted model, not a curated record. Bases 1 to 1005 code for a protein of 334 amino acids. The transcript is spliced from 11 exons.